Lodderomyces theae is the source of this 1713-nucleotide messenger RNA. RefSeq names its product Cup2p (gene CUP2). Gene Ontology annotation, biological process: intracellular copper ion homeostasis; positive regulation of transcription by RNA polymerase II; intracellular iron ion homeostasis. The record is from RefSeq and is a predicted model, not a curated record. The coding region runs from base 1 to 1713 and encodes 570 amino acids. Gene Ontology annotation, cellular component: nucleus. NCBI's taxonomy places the organism in Eukaryota, Fungi, Ascomycota, Pichiomycetes, Serinales, Debaryomycetaceae. Gene Ontology annotation, molecular function: RNA polymerase II cis-regulatory region sequence-specific DNA binding; DNA-binding transcription factor activity, RNA polymerase II-specific; copper ion binding. The transcript has a single exon.
AUGGUAUUGAUUAAUGGGGUCAAGUAUGCCUGUGAUCGCUGUAUAAGAGGUCACAGAGUCACUACAUGUACCCACACCGAUCAACCGUUGACCAUGAUCAAACCAAAAGGUCGUCCUGCUUCACAGUGCCAUCACUGCCGAGAAAACAGAAAGCAGAAAAGCGUACAUGUCACUUGCACUUGUGGGAAAAAGUCCAAAUUACCUCGGUCGGCGUCUUCAACUUCAAUCAACUCCAUACACGAGACUGGGUGCGCAUGUCACAAGACUAGCCAUUGCACCUGUGGCCCUUCUCUGGGAGUAGGUUUGCCAACUAAGAAGAACAAAGAAACAGACCCGGCAAAGAUAAGGGCCUUGUUAGACGGUGACAUUUUAAAAAGGUCAAACUCGUUACCAACGCGACCAAUGCCGAGAAGGCUCAGAAAGCAAUCGACACCUAGUGAAAUUGGUACGGCGUCUAACUCAGGCAACCAUUCACAAGAUCACGUAGAUUUUGGAUUCAUUUCUCCUCACGAGACGCAGUUGGAGAAUCCAGAACUCAGCGACAAUUUUGUCCUUGAGGAUAUAUUGAUGCCUUUUGAAAUCAAGAAAGGGUUGUUUGACUUGUUCAACAAACUGGACGAUCCUGAUGGCUCUAAUUCUGCGCUAAGUGAAGGAAUAAGUGGUGUUAAUACACAUUUGAACAAUACAAUAUCACCUCAGUCAAAUGAAUCCCCCACAAGUCGGGCAGAACAAGCACAUUCGAAUCAAGGGUCUUCGACAUUCAAUAAGGAGCGAGAUACAAGUCCAGCCGGUUUUGAAGUGGUUGAUCCCAUGUUUCCGCUUUUCCCACUUGUUGGUGGACCAAGUUUUGACACUGAAAAUAAGCCAUUGCUGGGCUUGCCUGCCAAUAUGAAUGAUCAACAGAUUCCACACCAACCAACUCCUGUCAGACCACUGCUAGCGACGCAAACCACAGAUCUGAACAGCUCGCUACCGUCAGCAACAGGGUCCAGUCAUAACAUCAAUUUUGGUAGUAGUUUUGACAAUAACCCACAAAAUGGAUACUAUAAUCAGCACCUGCGAGCUCCAAAACGUCCCGAGAGUGUUUUGUCAAUAGCGUCAAAUUCAUCUGCGCGAUCGUUUGACUUUAUGGGCAACAAUUACAGUAACUACAAUAGUGCACUUGCUAACGGUGGCGUGCCUUUGUCCAGUACUUCCACCGCAUACCCGCCUUCUGGUACUGGUACUGACGAAUUUAACUAUAUCGGUACAGAUCAUAACGAAGAACACAACAAUAGCAACACGAUGCAUCAUCAUUUUGGCAAGACAGGGCUUGGGUCUAGUAAAUUUGGAUCGCAGUUGAGCAAGAUUGAAAGUGAAAUGUAUACUGACUCCUUUCUUGAUGAAAAUGGGUUUGAGCAAUAUGGCAGUGAGGGUUUAAACUAUGGAGACUUGGGCGAAUAUGGUAAUGAUAUGCAGCAACGACCCUCAUUACCUGAUGCUUUGUCGACUCAUCCAAAUUUUUACCCUGUUGACAAUGGCAGUACUGAUGAACAAAAUAGUUUGCGAAAUGAAAGUAACGGUGCCAUAGGAUCAUCUGUUGGAAACACACCCAGUAAGGAUCCAUCAUCAUCUCAGCACUCUAAGACUGAUUCACCACAUCUGGGUCUAAUAGGGGCGGAUUUGCCAUUGUUUCAGCAUUUUGCAACCCCUUUGGUGAAUACUCCAAAAUAA